AUGUGUACUGCGUACAUGCAAGCCGCAUACUCGUCUACUACGCCACGCCAUAUAGAGCGGGCCAGUACGUGUGUCAACACCCGCUCCGGCCGAUACGGAUACAUGGUCGUUGCCCCAGCAGAGUGGCACCGGAGGCGCAACAACACGGAGAUCGGGAUCCAAAGAGAAGGCGCCUCUCCUGUCAGCAGUAUCGUGAGUAGCGAAUGGAGGCAUGGGGAACAGCAGUUGCUUUCGCUGGUGCCACCGAUGGUGCUGCUGCGGCGGCAGGCCUCGUCAUUUGCCGUUGGCCAUCCGGACACGGUAGUGCAUCGUCAACCAACCCCCGUCAGGUGGACAGUGGACUGA
Messenger RNA from Colletotrichum lupini, 345 nucleotides. RefSeq lists its product as uncharacterized. NCBI's taxonomy places the organism in Eukaryota, Fungi, Ascomycota, Sordariomycetes, Glomerellales, Glomerellaceae. The record is from RefSeq and is a predicted model, not a curated record. Bases 1 to 345 code for a protein of 114 amino acids. The transcript has a single exon.